AUGGAUCUCUUCACAGAGGAACAGAUCACCGAGUUCUAUGAAACCUUCUGCCUCUUCGACAAGGACGGAGAUGGUUCGAUCGCAUUGGAAGAACUGUCGAUGGUCAUCACGUCACUAGGCCUGAAGCCUUUUCAAGAAGAGUUGCAGGGAAUGAUCAGCGAAGGCGACGUCGAUGGCAAUGGCACCAUAGAAUUUGCAGAGUUCUUGGGCCUAAUGGCCCACAAAAUGAAGGAUAUUGAUUCGGAGGAGGAACUAAAAGAGGCUUUCAAAGUGUUCGACAAGGACCAAAAUGGCUACAUCUCGGAGGCUGAGCUAAGGAAGGUGAUGAUGAGUCUGGGAGAGAAACUAACCGAUGAAGAGGUAGCUCAGAUGAUCAGGGAGGCAGACUUGGAUGGCGAUGGUCAGGUCAACUUCGAGGAUUUCGUGCAGAUGAUGUCUGCCUGACCAUUGUAUAGAACGAGAGGCAUUCAUCAGUUCAUUUUAGCGCUCUGUCCCAAAAUGGUUGAUGAUUCUUUU
This is a messenger RNA of Musa acuminata AAA Group (dessert banana), 516 nucleotides long. Its product is annotated as calmodulin-like. Lineage: Eukaryota; Viridiplantae; Streptophyta; Magnoliopsida; Zingiberales; Musaceae. The transcript is spliced from 4 exons. Bases 1 to 444 code for a protein of 147 amino acids. The record is from RefSeq and is a predicted model, not a curated record. Gene Ontology annotation, molecular function: enzyme regulator activity; calcium ion binding.